Nestor notabilis (Kea) is the source of this 623-nucleotide messenger RNA. Its product is annotated as 14-3-3 protein zeta-like. NCBI's taxonomy places the organism in Eukaryota, Metazoa, Chordata, Aves, Psittaciformes, Psittacidae. Gene Ontology annotation, biological process: signal transduction. The coding region runs from base 8 to 487 and encodes 159 amino acids. The record is from RefSeq and is a predicted model, not a curated record. Gene Ontology annotation, cellular component: cytoplasm. The transcript has 2 exons.
UAUCAGCAUGGAUAAAAAUGAGCUGGUGCAGAAGGCCAAGCUGGCUGAGCAGGCUGAAAGAUAUGAUGACAUGGCAAGUUGCAUGAAAUCUGUGACUGAGCAAGGAGCUGAGUUGUCCAACGAAGAGAGGAAUCUUCUCUCUGUUGCCUAUAAAAAUGUUGUAGGAGCUCGUAGGUCAUCUUGGAGAGUCGUCUCAAGUAUUGAACAAAAGACGGAAGGCGCUGAGAAAAAACAGCAGAUGGCUCGAGAAUACAGAGAGAAAAUUGAGACUGAGCUAAGAGACAUCUGCAAUGAUGUGCUGUCUCUGUUGGAAAAGUUCUUGAUCCCUAAUGCUUCGCAAGCAGAAAGCAAAGUUUUCUAUUUGAAAAUGAAAGGAGACUACUACCGUUACUUGGCUGAGGUUGCUGCUGGAGAUGACAAGAAAGGUAUUGUAUGUCAGCUUGUGGCUGAAUCUUACCAAAUUAGAUUGCUUUUGGUGGGGCAGUGACAUGACUCUUAUCUUAGAAUUAUUCUGAUUUGGAUGUAAAUUUCUUUAGUAACAGGCUUUCUGUUUGCUAAAGAAAAAUCAUAGGUCGUUGCCUUUCAGAUGAGUUCUGAAAGUUCCCAUGUACCUGCCAUAUGAA